Messenger RNA from Topomyia yanbarensis, 3157 nucleotides. Its product is annotated as zinc finger protein 62 homolog. Gene Ontology annotation, cellular component: nucleus. Bases 101 to 3037 code for a protein of 978 amino acids. Gene Ontology annotation, molecular function: RNA polymerase II transcription regulatory region sequence-specific DNA binding; DNA-binding transcription factor activity, RNA polymerase II-specific. Gene Ontology annotation, biological process: regulation of transcription by RNA polymerase II. The record is from RefSeq and is a predicted model, not a curated record. The transcript is spliced from 4 exons. Lineage: Eukaryota; Metazoa; Arthropoda; Insecta; Diptera; Culicidae.
UCGGCCUUAUAACGAAUCCAGUGCCGAGUUUGUUUUUAGCCACAACUUUGGAAGGUUUCUUUUUAAUAUAUGGUACAUUCCCCAUAAAAAAUUACGUGAAAUGCCUCGAAGACGUGCAGCAGCUUCGAAUUUAUUAGCUAAGCAAUUGGGUCAUACGGAAAAUUUUCAAGAGUCUAAGCAAACUGAAGGAGAAGAUGGUCCUGCUCUAAAGCAAUCAAUCAAGGGUCGCGGUAGAGGUAGACCGAGACAUCCUCGUCCUGAUGUACUGGUUCCUGCAGAGGAAACUAGGAUGCCAGAUUCAAGUAGGUCUUUGGAUUCGAGAGAUGCAACUGACGAUGAGUAUCGGCCAACCGGAAGUGCGUCGGGUGAAGAAACUGAUCUAAAGGAAAGGAAAAAGGUUACCCGUCAUAAGGAUGGCAGCAAGUCUAACGUGACGUGUGAAAUCUGCGGAAAAUUUUUCAAGUUUCGAGCCACUCUGAAGCAGCAUGAACAGAUUCACUAUGGAAUCAAAGAAUUCGAAUGUCACGUAUGCCACACACGGUUUCUGCACAAGGGAACACUGAAGGUGCACCUUCGAUUGCAUACUGGAGAAAUGCCGUACAAGUGUCCGCACUGCCCGAAGCGUUUUCGCGGGCAGACUGCCUUAGAUUGUCACGUGUUUAGGCAUACUAAACAGGGAACUAAAUGUCCCCAGUGUUCGUCGAUUUUUGCUACACCUUCUAUUGUAAAGCAGCACAUUCGAGAGGUUCACACGACAGAACGGUCACAUACGUGCCAAAUCUGCGGUGUAACAUAUAAGCAUCGCAAAAGUCUGCGAUUGCACCUGCGUAACCACCAGAAACGAAUCUGUCCGGAUUGCGGCAAGGUUUUUCACAGUAUAUAUGCGAUGAUGACUCACCGGAAGAUUCACGCACAGGAUCACUUCCAGUUUAAGUGUACCUAUUGUGAUCGAAAGUUUGAAAAGGAUGAGGAAUUGCAGUCCCACAACAAACUUAGAUGGAGAGCUUACCAGUGCGAAAUGUGCUGCCACAGUUUUAACAAGGCUGAAUAUCUAACGAACCACAAUCGACGGAACCACUGGAAGGAAAUGGGCCUGGAACAGUUGAAGGUUGCGCCUCCGAAGAACGGAUGGAACAGAAAAGGUGUACCGAAGCCGAAAAAAGUCGAAGGACAGAAAAUUCAUUCUUCAGCUGAGAUUACUGAAAGUAUGGUAUAUGAUAGACCUCCAGAGACACAACAGGCGAUUUAUAAUUCUAUGGAAAACAAUCAAUCGAUGAGCGUACCUAUGAUGCAGUCUAUGGAAUCUUUCGGUACAGAAUCUUAUCACACUGAAAUCGCCGAACCAGGCGUACUCGAAAGGUCAUCAACCAUAACAACAAUUACAACAGAAAUAAGACCAAUUAGUCCAAAGUAUCCAGCAGACAUAAAAUCAUGUGACGAGUUUCCAGGUAAUGACGGAAUAGUUGAAACGUUAGAAGAACAAGAGUCUGAUUUCGAAUAUGAAUGCGCUGCGAACGAUGAUGUCGGAGUAGCUGAAGAAUCAGACUCAGACCAAAGUUUAAUCGGCCGGAUUAAAGUCGAAGAAAGCACACUACCGGAGGCGUCGGAGCCAACUCCUUUGAAAGUUGAGUUUCCGGAUCAGGACGAUUUAGAACAGCCUUCUGUAAUCGAAGCAACUGUGACUAAGGUUGAAGUUUUGGAAGACUUCCAGAAGAAGGAACCUGUGUCCGAUAGUGAAGAUGAAGUCCCGCUGGUGAAUUUCCUUCCGAAAGGCCGUACUAGUCGACAUGUUUCACAACCCUUGUCGAAAACUUCAAAUAAGAGUACUAAGCGUAAAACACGGAAAGCAGACGGCCUGUCUUCCAACGGAGAGUCGUUACCCAUAAAAAGGGAACCAAUCGAUGGCACCGAUGACAACCUUAAUUCGACGGAAAAAGAAGGGAAAGAGCGCAAACGAAGAAUGCGUCUUGAAAUUGAAAAUGAUUCACAUAAAAGAACAAAAAUCAAACAAGAACUUUACUGCCCAUACUGCGGCGAAUCCUUCAGGGGACGAACAGCCCUCAAGCAGCACAAGGCUAAAGUUCACCCGGACAUGAAACCAAACAAAGGGCCAUUUAUUUGUGAAAUCUGUGGCAAAUCGUACGCCACGGUAGCAUCCAUGGUCGUCCACCGGGGAAGUCAUGUCGAAUAUCAGCGCUUCAAAUGCGAUGAGUGUCCGAAGGCAUUCACCUACCGAUGUUAUUUGGAGAAUCACAAACGAGCUGAACAUUUGCACGAGCGGCUGAUUUGUCCUCUUUGCGGAAAACAGUUCAAAUACAGCCAGGACCUGAAGGUGCACACCAAACAGCACGAGGAUGACAAACCAUUUAAGUGUGACCUUUGUCCAUCGGUGUUCCGUUAUCCCAGUGCGCUGCGUUGUCAUAAAGCGCUCCACGUGGAAACUAUUUUCACGUGCGACAUCUGUCAGAAAGAGUUCAAAUACGCGAACAGCUUACGAGUCCACAAGCGGCUGCACACCGGCGUCAAGCGCUUCCGGUGCGAAAUUUGUGAUCGGGAGUUCCAUACGAAGGCGCCGCUGGUACGGCACUUAGCGACUCAUUCGGUGGAACGCGAAAUGAAGUGCGUCGUCUGCGAUAAGAUCUUCUAUAAAAAAAUCGAAUUGGUAAUCCAUCAGACGAAGGAACAUCCAAACAAUCCUGUCAUAGGAAAAACUAUUAAGAUUCAUGUCUGUCCGGUAUGUGGUCAAGAGUUUACCAAGAAAAGUAAUCUGAAGUCUCACUCGUACAUUCAUGGCGAUGUAUACAAGUACAAGUGCGAUCUCUGCGAGGAUCAGAAAUUUAAACAACAUGCCGGGCUACGCCAUCAUUUGACGCAUUUUCAUAAACUUGAAAUUAGGAAGCGGCAACCGAAGGAUGAAGGUAAGGAGGGUCAAACAAACGAGGAAGUUGGCUCUACAAUUAACGCUACGCUGGCACCAGCGGUUAGCGUUUUACACAACGGUGUUGAAUUCAUGGUGCAGCGGAUUGAGUGCGAAUAGACUUUUGGAUACAAUGUGAUUUUAUAUACCGAGUUCAGCUAAAUGAAUGAAUUCAAAGCAAAAGAUACUGUUCCAAUUUAUUUUAUUCCCUCUAAGAAAGAUGAUCGUCGGAUGAAGUUC